Molecule: messenger RNA, 1587 nt
Organism: Penicillium canariense
Lineage: Eukaryota; Fungi; Ascomycota; Eurotiomycetes; Eurotiales; Aspergillaceae
Exons: 1
Coding region: 1-1587 (528 amino acids)
Source: RefSeq, a predicted model, not a curated record
AUGGCUGAGCACCGUGAUCGGUCAGCUGGUGAUGUUCCACCACAGCUUCCGUUAUCUCGGCGCAGGUCGCUUUUCGAACCGAAGCACAUCGAUCACCACCACGAUAGCCCUAAUUCUCCUCGUCUAUCCUCCGAAUACGUCUACAGCGACGAAAAAGAAAUUUCCGACGCCAUCGUAGUGCCAACGCCAAGCGGAGAUUCCCGGGGCUACGAAACCAUGUUCCAAAUGGGCCCCCUCAUGGAAGAAGGGCUAGCAGCCAACAUCGCGAUGUUCAUUCCGACAGGCAGCUGCGGUAGCAGUCCAGCAUUGACGGCGCAUUGUUGCAACAAGAGACGGGAAUGCAAGAAGGUAGACUCCGCAUGGUGGCGCAACCAGGUGCUAUCGGACCCGUCCUCGAAUCGUCCGCGACAUUUGCCGUCAAGACCUUUGAGCGAGACAACGUCCACCGCGGAAACUACUCAAAGUCACCGAAGGGCCGUCUCGCUCGACACCGUUGAUAGCAGCGGACAUACAUCCAACUGGCCGGGAAAACCAGGGCCAGCAGUCAUGCUCAACCAGCCACAAUAUCCUCCGCCGGAAAGGAUCCCCACGCCCCCAGGGUUGCCAUCUUUUAACACGCCCGAGGCAGUAUAUUUCUCAGCCCAGUUCCUUACCGGUCAGAACGCCGAACGCUUUUAUGCGCAGCGGGAUGUGCCUGGAACCGAACAGCGCUCCACUUCGUACAGUGACGCCUUUCGCAGGCUCUUUGGCCUGCCGUCUUCAUUGGAUACAAGAAUACACACUCAAUCAGAUGGCAGAAUUGGACGAGUUGAUGGCACGGCUAUAGUCUACGGCCGAUUCCCUUAUCGACAAAGCGGGCACAACUCGACCAUGGCUCGGCAAAUACAUGAUCACCCCUUCUAUCAGAAUGAUCUCCCUCUCGCGGAAACCGGGGAUGAAGCUGGAACAGAAGCUGCGAGUACAAAGGACGCCAAUGUUCGCUCUCAAAGAGGUGCUUGGGGCUACGUGCCUCCUUCCAUGCAGCAAUUAUGGCCGUUUGCAGGCGGACAUUUGUCGUCUACACCGGAAUCUACUGCUACAUCGCAACUUGGAAUAUCAGACAGGGCCCAUUCUUUCUUCGGGGUAUCCCUAGGUCCUUCCAGCCGUUCGGAUAGGUCCAGUGGGGCACCACCUACCAACCGCCAGGGCAUAGGGGCUGUAGGAAACCACGCUCCUCCGGACCACUCUCGACUUCGACCCGUCCAAACCAACGACUCCGACGAGGAGGUACUUCUCGAGGGGCCAUAUUCGGCCUUCGGCAUUCUCUCCUGGUUGCCCGUGCAGAUGUACCUCUGCUGCUUACUGCGCGUCUGUCCUCUUUCGCAAACCGAUAGUGAUAUGGAAGCACUCGAAACUACCCCGUCCCGCGAUACGUACGUGACUGCACGGAGUCGGCCCUCGAAUUCUGCGCCCCAGCCUACAGAGGUGCGAGAGGAGGUGCGGCGUUUCGGACAGAUGGAGUUUCCAAACUGGGUUGCUGAUACUUUGGGACGGCGUCCGCCUUAUACAUCUUCUCGAGCGUCGAUUUCUGUUCAGUCAAAUGGAUGA